Closterium sp. Naga37s-1 is the source of this 1490-nucleotide messenger RNA. NCBI's taxonomy places the organism in Eukaryota, Viridiplantae, Streptophyta, Zygnematophyceae, Desmidiales, Closteriaceae. The record is from the annotation of a GenBank genome assembly.
AGCUGGGUCACCGGGGCGGGGGUCACUUGACUGCUACUUCUUCCGGUUCUCCUCCCAGGAGUCUGGGCCACCGAGGGUCACUCGAGUGCUACUUCUUCCGAUUCUCGUCCCAGGAGUGUGAGGCGAUCGCUCUCAAGGCGCAUCAGGCCUGGAAGGCUGCUGAGGAGAGGAAGCGACAGGCUGCUGCCGAGGAAGAAAGGAAGAGGGCAGAAAAAGAGAGGGCAGAAAGGGAGAGGGCAGAAAAAGAGAGGGCAGAAAAAGAGAGGGAAGAAAGGGAGAGGGCAGAAAAAGAGAGGGCAGAAAAAGAGAGGGCAGAAAGGGAGAGGGCAGAAAAAGAGAGGGCAGAAAAAGAGAGGGCAGAAAAAGAGAGGGCAGAAAAAGAGAGGGAAGAGGAGAAGGGAGAGAAGGAGGAGGGAGAGAAGGAGAAGGGAGAGAAGGAGAAGGGAGAGAAGGAGAAGGAAGCGGAAGGAGGGAAAACUGGAAAGGGUAGUGAGAGGAGGCUGCUGCGCGCAGCAGAUAGCACUGGGGCCGCUGAAAUGGACGGUACUGAGGAUGCAUCUUUGAGGAGUAUAGAAAGCGUUGCUCAUGUUGGAACUGAUGGUGCUGAUAGCACGGAUGGUGAUGAUGGGGAGGAGAGGAGUGCAGGGGGGGCUGUGGGGCAAGGCGUAUCUGAGGAGCCCUUUGCCCAACGAGGUGAUGGGGCGCAUGGGCGCACUGGUGGCGAGCCCAAGCAACGCUCUUCAUGCUGCAUUCGUCUCUGUUCUGCCGUCCUUCUGUGUGCAUCUGCUAAUCCCCCCUUCCCCCUCCUCCUCCCACCAGGCGCACUGGUGGCAAGCCCAAGCAACGCGCUUCAUGCUGCAUUCGUCUCUGUUCUGCCGUCCUUCUGUGUGCAUCUGCUAAUCCCCCCUUCCCCCUCCUCCUCCCACCAGGCGCACUGGUCGAGGGCCCAAGCGACGCGCUUCAUGCUGCGGUGGCCGUCGGCCUACCUGUGCCACAUCAUCAACCGCGAGCGCCACCACGUGUACGGCAUGCACGUGGCCAGGCAGGUCGUGGCGUCCCGCAUGGACCAAACAAGCCUGCUGGCGGAGUUUGGGAGGAGUGGGAGGGGUUCUGAGGAGGUGAAGAGGGAUGUCGGCAAGAAAAGUGAAGUCCACUCCCGCAUGGACCAACGCAGCCUGCUGGCAGAGUUUGGGAGGAGUGGGAAGGGUUCUGACGAGCGGCAGGUGGUGGCUUCCCGCAUGGACCAACGCAGCCUGCUGGCAGAGCCCUGGGGAAACAGCAAGUUCUCUGAUGAGCGGCAGGAGCUUGGGAGGGUUGGGAGGGGUUCUGAGGAGGAGAAGAGGGAAGCUGGCAAGAGGAGCGCCGAACUUCGAGAGGAUCGGCCGGGGCUCAGGAGGAACGCCGCAGCAGCCGCAGCAGCAGCAGCAGCAGCGGCAGUAGCAGCAGCAGAAGCGAAGGCGGCAACAGCAGCAGCAGUAGUGGAGGGUUAG